AUGAACACAAAACCGAAUGGCAGCCAUCCAUCCAUCCAUCCAUUCCUUGUUCUGCAGGUACUCUGCUUCGUGGCGAUGUGCGCCACGCUGGAAGUAGGCCCGACGCCCAACGUGAUGAUCCUCUUCUGUAUCGUGGAGGGCGUGUUCUACAUGGCUCAGUGGGAGGAGUACCACACGGGCACGCUCAACUGGUCCAACGGUUACAUGGGCGUAACGGAGUCGCAGGUCAUCCAGAUGGGGCUCUUCGUGGUCUCGGCCUUCUUUGGGCAAGACAUUUGGUCGACAGCCGUAACACUGCCAGGAACGGACUUGAGGGUGAGUGUGCUGCAGGCCAUGGUGUGGGCGCUCAUUCCUCCGGCUAUAGCGAUGGUUUCCUCCAACAUCCGGAGGGUCUGGGCCAGUCGCCCGGAGGAUCUGCCCGAGGAGGAGAGGGGACUCAAAACGAUCGGAGUGUACCCGGGAGUGCUGCAGCUGCUGGCCAUGUCGGCGGCGAUGGGUCUAGGCGUUGCGCUCUCCAUGGGGCCCGCCUUGCCGGUGUUCGUGAAGCACACGGGGCUGCAGCUAUUCAUGCUCGGGACGGUCACUACGCAUCUCACGAGCCAAAUGAUCGUGCACCACAUGGCCAAGUCGGCACUGUCCUUGCAGGACGUGACGUGCCCGUCUCUCCUCGUCCUGGCCGCCGUGACCCUUAACGUCUACUUGCCAACGCUGGGGCUCGGCGAGACGUCCCCCAUGGACCCAGAGAAGGCCCUGUAUCUGGGCUCGGGGAUAGCGAUGGCGUCCUAUCUACGGUAUGUGAGCGGGGCUAUCUCUGACAUCUGCUGGCAUCUGGACAUCCAGUGCUUCCGCAUCAAGCACAGCAGCGGCAACGGCAAGAAAGAGGACUGAGUUAUCCCGCCUGAAAUGAAACGCCUUCUUCGGAGCUGUUGCUCCGGUGGGAUGUGGGUCGGUGUGGAAGAAGCUGAGCCGGCCGCGGCUGCUGUCGUGUUUUGUCCCGAAACUAGAUCGGACGGCUAGAACGGCACGUGGUGCGGUUUGUUGCUGGCGCGCGCCCACGGAUUCACGGGGAGGACGGGGUAAAGGGAAGCGGCUCCGUUUCCCGGCGCUUCACUGGCUGGACGUCGGCGUAUCGAGAGGGCGGACAACGCCAAGCGUCAUCCACCGAAUAGACCAACGUGCGCAUGCUUGUUGGACAACGCCAAGCGUCAUCCACCGAAUAGACCAACGUGCGCAUGAUUGUUGGUCGGGUUGAGUCGAGGAGAAAUAUUUUGGAACUGCACAAAGCUGCGUUGCUUCUGCGGAUCGCCGGGCGUUCCUCGGGUGUCACGUGGAAGUUUUUUUUUUUCUGCGGGCGCCCGCUGGGCAUGGAAGGCCUUCGCAUCGCCCGUGAUAUACGGCAGCCACGGAGAGUGCGGGGACUAAAUUUUGAAUGGUCAUCGUGGGCCGAACAAUGCGCCGUCCGUCGGUGCUUCCAUUGGUUCGCUGGAGAACGCUAUCGGAAAGCACCCUCUGCUUUUGAUUGGCGGUCUGGUACACGGUUUACAGUGCGGGUUUUGAGGGUUUUGGCACCGUGAGUAGCGCGCUGAACGUUUAUUUGAAGGGAGUGGGGGAAGAGAUGUUUUUUUUUUGGGUCAACUUCAGAGUGAAAAUGAGGGUUUGCGCAUACGAGGCUGACAUGACCUCGACGCAUGUGUAAAUAUGAAGGGCUUGCAUUACGUUUUAAUCUGUUGGGUGUUUUAUUAUUGUCAGGCUGGUUGGAGCGUGAGAGUGUGGUGCACCCUUUUGUUUCGUGCCCCGCGCGAGGGAAUUUGCCUCAGAGUUGGACGCUUUCCGCCAGAUAUGUCGCUGUGAAGAGGGGCGUGAACCGCGGCCGCCGUCGACUUCGUUCUUGUGGUGUUGAUGAGACUCUGCGCCGACGUUUCGGUUUCUUUGUGGUGCACUCUUUGUGCCCUCUUUUCCCGCGGCAAGGUGGUUGAGCACUAAAAGCAUGCGUCGCUAUGUGGCUAGGUAAUAACACCGUGACUCUUUUCUUGGAACAAGCGGACACACAACACCGGUCACCGUCGUCCUCAUGGGGGGCCAGAUGGUGUUCUGCCGAUGGGUGGGUGUGUGUCCCCAUCCACGGGGACUUGGCUCCCCGCGCAGGGUACAAGGUGGUUCUAAACUUGACUCCUGCAGGUAGGACGGAGGAUUCGAGACAGGCGUGUAGGUUCCUCCGCCGAGGCUUAAGAGUUUGGGGUGGAGAUUUGUGUUCAAGUGUUGGUUUUGUGUUUCCUUGGUGACGGUAAGGCUUGUGGGCCUUGUUCAGGAGUACUGUGGGGCCAAAUUCGCUUGAUAGUGUGGGAUGAAUAAGUCCACCGAGAGAGAGAGGGGGGGGGGGGGUAUUACCUGUUGUGGAACAUGAUAAGGGAGCCAGGCGCUGCAUUCGCUUGAUGCGGCGGUGGAGGUAGGAGGUCAUUAGGGGGAUGACAGCGACCACAAACUGCUGUUGCCGUCGUCCCUGUCGUCGAUGUUGACGAUGCCGCUUCUGCUGCUUGCUGCUGCGUCUUUCGAGAGUGGAAAACGAGCUGCUGGCUUGUUUGGGGGCCUGUGGCGUCAGCGCACCACGUUGCCGGUAGCUAGAAUGUUACCCAUAAGGCGUCUUUCAGUGUCGGGGGGUGUCGAUAUCAUUGCCGACACCCCAGCAUCGAUACAUCGACAAGACAUCGAUCUGAUUUGAGGUUCCAUUCCUGAAAACGUGGCCUCUCUCUUUCAUCGUCGGCGCGUGCGCAAGCUCCGCGCGCUGUUGUAGCAUGCCGGACGUGUUAUGUUUUGUGUUGGUGGCUUGUUCAGCCCCAAGCCCAGCCUUGGAGAAAUGCGUGUUUUGGGGAAAAUCCGCUUGGCGCUUUUUGUUGGCUGCCUGCCUCCUUUCCGCAUUGGUAUCGGGCAAAACGCGGCGAACAGUGUGAAGAAUGACGUUCAAGUUUCGCUUGGUUGUUAACCUCCGCCCUUGAAUUCGAUCAGGGAUGCUGGCACAUGGACCGUUUUUGUCAGGGGAAAAAACAUCGUGUUGCUGUAUAGAAGUAACUACCGGUGGGUCGCUAGAGCUUAGCUUCAACAGUUUACGUACGUCAAUGGCCUUAUAUUUGGACUUGCACCGCUCCAUGGAGUAGAGGGAUCGCGGUGGUUGAGAGGGUGGAAUAUGUUUUAUUUGCCCUUGUCCCUGGGGAAACUGUUGUGGCGGGAUAUGAAGUGCUUUAUGGAGAGAGUGAGUGUUGUGUUGUUGACGGAGGAAAGUGCCGUUGUUGUGGCACUUGCAUCGUCGGCUUUUGUGGGCGCAAGGUAUGUUGGUGUGGACCAGACGAUCACUACGGAGACCCACUUGGGUUCACCGUGAACAGCGUGUUGUCGGGGAAAUGAUGCCAUGGUAUAUGCCAAUGAUGCCAUGGUAUAUGCCAUCCUCUCGAUGCGGAAUUUCUGUUCACGGCGACUUGCCUCAUUGUUGUUUUGAGGGGGGGUAUGGGA
Messenger RNA from Ectocarpus siliculosus, 3504 nucleotides. The record is from the annotation of a GenBank genome assembly. NCBI's taxonomy places the organism in Eukaryota, Phaeophyceae, Ectocarpales, Ectocarpaceae.